Pundamilia nyererei is the source of this 6135-nucleotide messenger RNA. It is a transcript of the gene col14a1a, whose product is annotated as collagen, type XIV, alpha 1a. The record is from RefSeq and is a predicted model, not a curated record. NCBI's taxonomy places the organism in Eukaryota, Metazoa, Chordata, Actinopteri, Cichliformes, Cichlidae. Gene Ontology annotation, molecular function: protein binding. The coding region runs from base 391 to 5568 and encodes 1725 amino acids. Gene Ontology annotation, cellular component: interstitial matrix. The transcript is spliced from 47 exons.
AUAAGGGACCCUGAGGGGCUGAAGCCAAUUUAAAACCUGCAGGUUGGCAGCGGAGUAUUUUGCGCAGCGCCACUGGUUCGCUCCUCUCUCUCUCUCUCUUUCUCUCUGUGAGAUGAAUCCGGGUGAAGGAAAGGGUUGGGACAGGGAGGAAUAGCCGGAGGGAGGGAUGGCUGAAUAACGAGGAGAGAAACACCCACUCCGGACUGAACGAACUGUAUCCGGAGAGAAGGAGUGAGAGAAAGGAAGAGGGGAAGAAAGAGUGAGAAGAAAGAGGAACCCUUUUGGGAGGCAGAAGCAGGAGCGGUCUUUGGUAUUCACGGGAUUUCCUUUGGGGGAUAAAAGGACGCUUUGAAUUGAUGACUGGAGAGGUCUAGACUGCUGGUUUUGAGGAUGUUGUCAAUGGGGCAGAUCAGUUGGUGUUUGUGGGCUCCACUGGUGUUACUGGCCCUUGUUUCCUAUUACCCCAGUAAGGCACAGGGUCAAGUUCCAGCUCCGAGGAAGCUGCGUUUCAAAGUGCUGAGCUCAAGCAAACUCCUGGUUUCAUGGAAGGAGCCCAAAGGAGACUUUGACAGCUAUCUGUUUUUCUACAAAAGUACCCCAGGUGGUCAGCAGAGGGAGAUCAUAGUAUCUAAAUCAGACACCAGCGUGUUGAUAACAGACUACAGUCCUUCUAAAGUCUACACUUUCAGUGUUAUCGCAGUCAGCGGCAACAAGCAGAGCAGACCACUUCAGGGCAGAUUUAAAGGUGAAAGAAAUGAGAGUGACAAGACUGAGUCCCAGAGGUUCACCGAUUCAGCUGCUCCUCCGAGGAACGCCAACGAGAUCUCUGGAGUUGACCAGUUUGUGUGUCACACUGAGGCUAUUGCGGAUAUUGUGAUCCUGGUGGACGGCUCCUGGAGUAUUGGCCGACUAAACUUCAGGCUGGUCCGUAUGUUCUUGGAAAACCUGGUCAAUGCCUUUGAUGUUGGCAUUGAUAAAACAAGGAUAGGUCUCGCACAGUACAGUGGCGAUCCCAGGAUUGAGUGGCAUUUAAAUGCUUUCUCAACUAAAGAUGCAGUCGUUGAUGCUGUCAGGAACCUGCCCUACAAAGGAGGAAACACCCUCACAGGUGUAAAGAAUGCCGACGAGAAUGAGCUGCGCUCCAUCGCCUCACAACCGGAGAGCAAUCACGUCUACAAUGUGGCUGACUUUAACAUCAUGAGCUCUAUUGUAGGGGGGCUAACAAAAACAGUGUGCAAACAGGUGGAGCAGCAGGACAAAGACAUCAAGCAGAAACAUAUACCAGAGACAACAGGAAUGCCGCUUGACCUAGUGACAUCAGACAUCACGGCCCAAAGCUUUCGGGUUUCAUGGAGCCAUGCCCCUGGAAAUGUAGAGAAAUACAGAGUUGUUUAUUAUCCCACUCAGGGAAGAGACCCAGGAGAUCCACAGGAGGCUGUAGUGGUCGGGAGUGAGUCUUCAGUGGUGUUACAGCAUCUUAGCUCCGUCACUGAGUACCAACUGGCGGUGUUUGCUGUGUAUGCAAACAAGGCGAGUGCAGCUCUGAGAGGAUCAGAAACAACGCUGGCUCUUCCCACAGUCACCGGCCUCCAGCUGUUUGAUGUGAGUCACAACACCAUGAAAAUAAAAUGGAACAGUGUGGAUGGAGUCUCUGGCUACAUGCUGCUUUAUGCACCUCUGACAGAUGACUUGGAUGAGAAAGAGAUAAGGGUGUCAGAUGCAGUGACGGAGCUGGAGCUGGAUGGGUUGAUCCCUCACACCGAAUACACCGUCACUGUUUAUGCCAUGUUCGGCGAGGAGGCCAGUGAACCUGUUACAAACCAGGAAACCACAUUACCACUGAGUCCUCCCAGCAACCUCCAGUUUUCUGACAUUACCCACAACUCGGCCCACAUCAGCUGGGACCCCGCGCCUAGUGGAGUUAAUGGUUACCGCAUCAUGUGGGACAAGACAGAUGGACUAGUCACAGACGAGGUGGAGGUUGGUUCAGUGAGUUCUUAUGACCUCGGUGAGCUGACGUCUUUGACGGAGUACUCAGUGGCAAUUUUUGCCCUGUACAACGAGGGCGAAUCAGAACCGCUCACCGAUGCGUUCACCACCACUCCAGUUCCUGGUCCUCUGAAUCUACACUCCAGUGAGGUCAGCACGGACAGCUUUAAGGUCAGCUGGGAUCACUCAGCCAGUGACAUUAUUCUCUACAGACUCUCCUGGACACCAUUCGAUGGUGGCAACACAAAAGAGGUGGUCUUGAGUGGAAGUGAUAACAGAUACUCACUGACCGGCCUCAGUCCCUCCACUGAGUAUGAAGUUAUGCUGACGGCCAUAUUCAAAGACAAGUCUGAGAGCGACACAGUCUUUGUCACUCAAACCACAUUGCCCACACAGACAACAACAACUUCUACCAAAACCACAGCGGCACGUCAGGCUGUGAGAAACCUUCAGCUGAGUGACGAGACCACCCAGAGCUUAGAGGCUUCGUGGGAGCUGGAAGACCCCAACGUGGAGAGCUACAGGGUCGCCUACACAAGCCUCAGCGGAGAUCACAAGGACUCUAUGUCAGUUUCUGGAGGUGAGAGGAGAGCAGUGCUCGAGCCUUUACAAUCAGACACCAGCUACAAAGUGACAGUCACUCCGGUGUACAGCGAUGGACAAGAUGGCCUUGGUGCAUCUGCCAUGGGUUCCACAUUGCCGCUCUUGCCUCCUGAAAAUCUGCGUGUGUCAGAGGAGUGGUUCAAUCGCCUCAGGGUGUCGUGGGAUCCACCUCGGUCUCCUGUUGAGGGUUACCAGUGUGUAUGUGUCUUCUUCUCAGUUCACGGUCCAGUAUUGGAGACAACAGUGGAUGAAGAUGUGAACUCCAUGCUUAUUGUCAAUCUACAAAGUGGGACAGAGUACAGUGUCCGAGUCAAGGCUUCCUACCCUGCAGGAGAAAGUGAGCCACAGCUAAUAAAUGCCAAGACAUUAUUCCUUGGUGUGUCUGGCUUGUCAGCCUACCAGGUGCGACCCAACAGCAUGUGUGUUCAGUGGCAGCCUCUUCUACAUGCUACAAUAUACAGAAUCUCUAUACAGUCCACACUCAAUGGUCAGAGACAGGAAGUGAGGCUGGGAGGUGGAGCUUCCCGACACUGCUUUUACGACCUCACUCCUAGUAGCCAAUACCAGAUCAUCGUUCACGCGCAAAUACAAGAAACGGAGGGACCCUCUGUCUCCAUCACUGACAUGACACUUGCAGCACCCACUCAGGCGCCGACUGAACCACCCACUACGGAGCCCCCACCCACAAUCCCACCAGCCAAAGAGGUAUGUAAGGAGGCCAAGGCUGACCUGGCGUUCCUGGUCGACGGCUCCUGGUCCAUCGGAGAUGACAACUUCAUGAAGAUUACACGUUUCCUCUACAGCACCAUGGGAUCGCUGGAUCUGAUUGGACAAGAUGGCACCCAGGUGGCCGUUGCUCAGUUCAGCGACGAUGCUCGGACCGAAUUCCAGCUGAGUUCUCAUAGCAACAAAGAAGCACUGCUGGAGGCUAUUCAGAGAAUCAGCUAUAAAGGAGGAAACACGAAGACAGGUAGAGCCAUCAAACAUGUGAAGGAGUCUAUUUUCACCUCAGAGGCGGGAGCCAGAAGGGGCGUUCCCAAAGUCCUGGUCGUUCUGACCGAUGGACGUUCACAAGACGAUGUCAACAAAGUGUCCAAGGAGAUGCAGGUGGAGGGCUACAUCAUCUUCGCAAUUGGGUUUGCGGACGCAGACUACGGCGAGCUGGUGAAUAUCGCCAGCAAACCCAGUGACAGACACGUCUUUUUUGUGGACGAUUUGGACGCUGUGAAGAAAAUAGAAGAGCAGCUCAUUACCUUUGUCUGUGAGGCUGCCACUGCCACUUGUCCGUCUGUUUUGAUGAGCGGUAACACGUUGGCAGGUUUCCGUAUGAUGGAGAAGUUUGGCCUGGUAGAGAAGGAGUAUAGCACCAUACCUGGAGUUUCUCUGGAGCCGGGUUCAUUCAACAGCUUCCCUUGCUACAGGUUACACCGUGAUGCCCUGGUGUCUCAGCCCACCAAGUAUCUUCACCCUGAGGGUUUACCAUCUGACUAUACUAUUUCUAUGAUGCUCCGCCUACUUCCCGAGACCCCACAGGAACCUUUUGCGUUGUGGGAAAUCCUCAACAAGGACAACGACCCGUUAGUUGGACUGAUUCUUGACAACUCUGGAAAGACACUGACGUUCUUUAACCAUGACUACAAAGGAGACUUCCAGACUGCUACCUUUGAAGAGGCAGCAAUCAAAAAAAUUUUCCAUGGCAGCUUCCACAAGCUCCAUGUAACCAUCAGCAAGACGUCUGUGAAGGUGGUACUGGAUUGCUCAGUGGUUGGGGAGAAAUACAUUAAUGCAGCUGGUAACAUCACCACCGAUGGAAUGGAGGUCCUCGGAAGGACGGUUCGAUCCAGAGGUAGACAAGACAGCUCUGCUCCGUUCCAGCUCCAGAUGUUUGACAUUAUCUGCAGUACUUCCUGGGCCAGCAGAGAUAAGUGUUGUGAGCUGCCAGCAUUGAGAGUUGAAGAGCAGUGCCCUCCCAUGCCUCAUGCCUGUACCUGCUCUCAGGACAGUAAAGGACCUCCAGGACCAUCUGGACCACCUGGUGGUCCAGGCAUACGAGGAGCCAGAGGAGACAGAGGCGAGCCAGGAGUGACGGGACCUCAAGGGCCCGUAGGAGAAGUUGGCCCUUCUGGACCCCCAGGGCAACCUGGUCCUCAAGGACCCAACGGACUCUCCAUUCAGGGGCCUCCGGGAGCUCUUGGGGAGAAAGGAGAGAGAGGAGAGAUCGGCCCUUCCGGACCAAUGGGAGUUCCCGGAGGUCCUGGCUCACCUGGUAGAGAUGGUCCCCCAGGAUCAAGGGGUCUGCCAGGUAAUACUGGACCACAGGGGCAACGAGGACCCCCAGGACCAGUUGGAGCACCAGGAGCACCAGGAGCUCCAGGACCAGGUGGGCCAACAGGGCCACAAGGGGAUCAAGGAGUUCCUGGUCCUGCUGGUACCAAAGGCGAUAAAGGAGAAAGAGGUGAUGUGCAGUCCCAGGCGGCUGUGCGAGCUAUUGCACGUCAAGUGUGUGAACAGCUCAUCCAGAGCCACUUGUCACGUUACAACUCCUUCCUGAACCAGAUCCCCAUGCAGCCAGCGGUGUCAGUCCGAACAGUGCCUGGACCACCGGGAGAGCCGGGUAGGAGAGGCACCCCUGGUCCUCAGGGAGAGCAAGGUCCAGCCGGGAGGCCAGGCUUUCCCGGUACUAACGGCCAGAACGGGCAACCAGGCGAGAGGGGUCUGCCAGGAGAGAAGGGAGAAAGGGGGACUCCAGGGGUUGGGACUCAGGGGCCUCGAGGACCACCCGGACCUCCUGGUUUGCCAGGUGAAGGACGGACAGGUAGCCAGGGCCCACCUGGUCGACCUGGUAACCCAGGGACACCGGGGAGGCCCGGGAAUCCAGGGACCACAGGACCAGCUGGUCAGCCUGGAUACUGUGAUGCAAACUCCUGUUUGGGAUACAACGUGGGAGUUCAACAGGAUUAUAGGAAUGACUACUGAGGAGCAUUCUUGAACCAUGCUCCUCUCCUCCACCUGUGCUCACCUCCUCCUGCGUCCUCUUUUAAAAAGAAAAGACUAAAUACUGAAGAAACUCCUGUUAUUCCCUAAAGGCUGCCAUAUUUCCUGGGAUGGAUAAGUCCUGACACUUUUGAAGCUGUAGUCCCUGCAGCAGCGAUUAUCACAUUUUUCUUCUCUGGAGACCUUUUGUUUUGUUUUGUUUUUUUAGCUAUUUCUAAGAUUUUUUUUUCUUUAGGGUUUUUUUAAAGGCACAUCAGUUUAAAAGCAAGGUGGUUUUCUCAUUUUAGAAAUCGUUACGCCGUCGUUCGGUGCAGGUUUGUACACAAACACACCAGAUUUUCAGACUUCAUGCACCCGUGAGUAAAGUAUUUUGAUAAGAACUGCUUCAUUAAACGAGUUAUUUUCCCGUGUCGAAGGAAAAAUACGAGCAAUUUGACUCACUUUUCCACAAAAAACAGCCACCGCUCGUCGUCAACGGGACCACCUGUCGACAGAUACUCGUGUAUGCAAAGCUUUGCUGCCGCAGCCUUUGCUUCACCCUGCUUUAAA